Molecule: messenger RNA, 1985 nt
Organism: Heterotrigona itama
Lineage: Eukaryota; Metazoa; Arthropoda; Insecta; Hymenoptera; Apidae
Source: the annotation of a GenBank genome assembly
CUCUCUCUCUCUCUUUCUCUCUUGUUAACACGACUGGCGGCGUACACUUGCCGUAAAUGACACUUGUGAAAUCAACGCACACAUUUUCACCGCUUCGAGCGAGCAACUGUAGAAAAGAGGGUCGUUGACAGCUAACGCGUGUGAUAAAUGUACGACUGCAUCCUUCGGUGUUUCCUUUCCCGCCCGCGAGUUUUUUUAAAAAGGGACACUCCAUUUUUCGCGUUUGCCCCGAUUUAUACACUUGUCACGCGUGAAUAUCAGAUUCUCGCGUGCCCGAUUUCGCGCGUCGAUUCUCCGCGGCUCGUGGCUCGUUAAUUUGGCGAGGAACACUGGAAAUCGUCGCAAAGAAUCACGAGAGGCAGAUAUGAGGUCGACCGGUCGUCACACGAUCUAAGAAUAUCGCGUGUGGAUCGUUGAACUUCGCUUCCUUUCUUUCCACGUGUCCACCGGCCGCAGAGAGAAAUAAAUCAGCAACUUUCACCGAACGCCCGUCGACAACAGUAACUCGUAAAACAUGUUGGGAGACACGACGUCUGACGAAGAGGGAUCGCAGGAGGAUUUGCCGCGAUAUGACAUUGACAAUCUGGAAAUCAUCAAAACCAUAGGUACCGGCACCUUUGGCAGAGUGGUACUAUGCAGGCAUCAAGGUACUCCUCUAGCCUUAAAAAUCCUCUCAAUGGUAGACGUGAUCAGAUUGAAGCAAGUGGAACACGUACGGAACGAGAUCACCGUGUUGAAAGAGGUCAAGCAUCCCUUCAUCGUGAACAUCUUGGUUUCAGGCUCUGGAGCGGAAGGGACGAGGCGAGAGUGUACAUGCUGUUAGAAUUCGUCGCCGGUGGCGAGCUUUUCUCUUAUUUGAGAUCAGCUGGCCGAUUUUCCGGGCCCACCAGCUGCUUCUACGCGGCAGAAAUUGUUUGUGCCUUGGAAUACUUACACAGCAAACACAUAGUUUAUAGAGACUUGAAGCCUGAAAAUCUUUUGUUGGAUAGUCAGGGACAUCUGAAAAUCACGGACUUUGGUUUCUCCAAGAAGCUCACAGACAGGACGUGGACUUUAUGCGGAACGCCCGAGUACUUGGCGCCAGAAAUAAUUCAGAGCAAAGGGCACAACAAAGCUGUAGACUGGUGGGCGCUCGGUGUUCUCAUCUACGAAAUGUUGGCUGGCUUUCCCCCAUUUUUCGACGACAAUCCUUUUGGCAUCUACGAGAAGAUAUUAAGCGGCAGGAUAGAAUGGCCAAAACAUAUGGAUCCGAUUGCCAAGGAUCUGAUCAAGAAGCUUCUGAUCGCAGAUCGAACGAAGAGGCUAGGGAACAUGAGACAAGGUGCUGAUGACGUGAAGAGGCAUCGUUGGUUCAAAUUAGUCGAAUGGCCAUUGGUGCCGCAGAGAGCUCUAACACCCCCAAUAAGACCUCAAGUGACAGCACCAGGUGAUCCAAGCUGUUUCGACGAUUAUCCAGAGAUCGACUGGCGGUCCCAGCCUCCCUUGCCUCCGGAACAACUGGCUCUAUUUCAAGACUUCUGAAAGAAACGUCAUAGACAGUCGUUCGCACGUUCGAAUCGUGCCAGGCAUUCAUUGAUUCAAAUUCGUUCGAGGAACUUCCGUGUCGAGAUUUAGAAUCGUCGAGUUAACAGCACUGUGAUGUGUAUAAAGUUUCGCUCACGUUUCAAGCGAUAGUACCUCCUUAUUUUGUACAUAGCAGUCUCGUUUAUCAUUUCAUUGUGCAUCUUGUUUAUUUAUUUGUACCGCAGAGAGUAGAUUAGGUAUUUUUGUUCGUUGUUUUAUAUUGUAAAUAAAAAGGAAGUUACGAAAAAGGAAAGAAAAGUGUAACGCGAAGGAGAAAGAGUAGAAGUCUCAAAACAAAUGCAUCUCACGGGAUGAAAUCAUUCGCGAAUGUACGUUAUUCCAAUACGAGUAACAGAAGCAAUUACAAUUUUGUAAGAUGCUAUAUGUAAGAUAUUGUAAUGAUGUAUCGUGCAACAGUUCGC